Molecule: messenger RNA, 963 nt
Organism: Capra hircus (goat)
Lineage: Eukaryota; Metazoa; Chordata; Mammalia; Artiodactyla; Bovidae
Gene: SOX2
Product: SRY-box 2
Biological process (GO): cell differentiation; regulation of DNA-templated transcription; anatomical structure morphogenesis
Molecular function (GO): RNA polymerase II cis-regulatory region sequence-specific DNA binding; DNA-binding transcription factor activity, RNA polymerase II-specific
Source: RefSeq, marked provisional
AUGUACAACAUGAUGGAGACGGAGCUGAAGCCGCCGGGCCCGCAGCAAACUUCGGGGGGCGGCGGCGGCGGCGGCGGCAACUCCACCGCGGCGGCGGCGGGCGGCAACCAGAAGAACAGCCCGGACCGAGUCAAGCGGCCCAUGAACGCCUUCAUGGUGUGGUCCCGCGGGCAGCGGCGCAAGAUGGCCCAAGAGAAUCCUAAGAUGCACAACUCGGAAAUCAGCAAGCGCUUGGGCGCCGAGUGGAAACUUUUGUCCGAGACAGAGAAGCGGCCGUUCAUCGACGAGGCCAAGCGGCUGCGAGCGCUGCACAUGAAGGAGCACCCGGAUUAUAAAUACCGGCCCCGGCGGAAAACCAAGACGCUCAUGAAGAAGGAUAAGUACACACUGCCGGGAGGGCUGCUCGCCCCGGGCGGCAACAGCAUGGCGAGCGGGGUCGGGGUGGGCGCCGGCCUCGGCGCGGGCGUGAACCAGCGCAUGGACAGCUACGCGCACAUGAACGGCUGGAGCAACGGCAGCUACAGCAUGAUGCAGGACCAGCUGGGCUACCCGCAGCACCCGGGCCUCAACGCGCACGGCGCCGCUCAGAUGCAGCCCAUGCACCGCUACGACGUGAGCGCCCUGCAGUACAACUCUAUGACCAGCUCGCAGACCUACAUGAACGGCUCGCCCACCUACAGCAUGUCCUAUUCUCAGCAGGGCACCCCUGGCAUGGCGCUUGGCUCCAUGGGCUCGGUGGUGAAGUCCGAGGCCAGCUCCAGCCCCCCUGUGGUUACCUCUUCUUCCCACUCCAGGGCGCCCUGCCAAGCCGGGGACCUCCGGGACAUGAUCAGCAUGUACCUCCCCGGCGCCGAGGUGCCGGAGCCAGCCGCCCCCAGCAGACUUCACAUGUCCCAGCACUACCAGAGCGGCCCGGUGCCCGGCACGGCCAUUAACGGCACACUGCCCCUCUCGCACAUGUGA